AGCAAGCUCAGCGUUCAGCGUGCGCUAUGGAGGCGCGUGUCGCAGAGCUGAAACAGAAGAUUGAGGACACCUUGUGUCCUUUUGGCUUCGAGGUUUACCCCUUCCAGGUGGCAUGGUACAAUGAACUCCUGCCUCCAGCCUUCCAGCUGCCCUUCCCAGGACCUACCCUGGCUUUCCUGGUACUCAGCACGCCUGCUAUGUUUGAUAGAGCCCUCAAACCCUUCUUGAAGAGCUGCCACCUCCAAACACUGAGAGACCCUGUGGAUCAAUGUGUGUCCUACCACCUGAGACGUGUUACAGAGAAGUUUCCAGAACUGCAUAUGGAAGUCAUUGCUGACUAUGAGGUACACCCAAAUCGGCGACCUAAGAUUCUAGCCCAGACAGCAGCCCAUGUGGCAGGUGCUGCUUACUACUACCGACGACAAGAUGUGGAUGCUGACCCAUGGGGGACCCAGCACAUAGCAGGUGUAUGCAUACACCCCCGAUUUGGGGGCUGGUUUGCUAUCCGAGGGGUAAUGUUGCUGCCAGGGAUUGAAGUGCCAAAUUUGCCACCCAGAAAGCCCCCUGACUGUGUGCCUACAAGAGCUGGCCGCAUCACUCUGCUUGAAGGCUUCAAUUUCCAUUGGCGGGACUGGACUUACCGGGAUGCUGUGACUCCUGAAGAACGUUACUCUGAAGAACAGAAGAUCUACUUUUCCACCCCACCUGCCCAACGUUUGGCCCUAUUAGGCUUAGCCCAACCCUCAGAACACCCUAGUACAUCUGAGCAUACUCUUUCCUUGCUUCCCAAGCCUCAGAAUUCCAGGAGAGCUAGAAGCUGGCUUAGUCCAAGUGCCUCACCACCUGUAUCCCCAGGCCCUUGAUAACUUUCCCCCUGCAGAAUCCUA
Mastomys coucha (southern multimammate mouse) is the source of this 887-nucleotide messenger RNA. RefSeq names its product metabolism of cobalamin associated C (gene Mmachc). Lineage: Eukaryota; Metazoa; Chordata; Mammalia; Rodentia; Muridae. Gene Ontology annotation, molecular function: FAD binding; demethylase activity; cyanocobalamin reductase (cyanide-eliminating) (NADP+) activity. Gene Ontology annotation, biological process: cobalamin metabolic process. The transcript is spliced from 4 exons. Gene Ontology annotation, cellular component: cytoplasm. The coding region runs from base 27 to 863 and encodes 278 amino acids. The record is from RefSeq and is a predicted model, not a curated record.